GGGGAGAGGGGUCCCAGUGGAGGAGGAGGAGCAGGGGGAGGGCAGCAGACAGAGGCCGGCAGCCUUUGAAGAAGGAGCAGCCGCGUCCCCAGGGCUGGGGUCAGGCCAGGUCGCCGGGCCGGCGGCGUGAGUGGCUCUGCCCUCCUGAGGAGAAGUUCCAGCAAACGGGGCCUGGAGAACCUCGUGAGGCUCACAACUCAGCGGAGCGCGGAAGAUGAGGAGGAGGCCGCCCGCGAGCGUCGCCGCCGGGCGAGGGACAGGGAGCUUCGGGCCCAGGACGAGGACGGUGGCCAGUCCCCCGAGCCGCCGGAGCAGGAGAGCCUCCUCAGCCUGAAGCCCUCGGAGGCCCCUGAACUGGAUGAGGACGAGGGUUUCAGCGACUGGUCCCAGAAGCCAGAGCCACAGCGGCAGCCCUGGGAGGCCGGGGGGGCCUCCAACAGCGGGGAGCCCCCUCGGAGCGAGAGUCCGGAGGGGCAGCAGGAGGAGAACAGGGCCCCUGGGCCCCAUCCAGACCAGCUGCGGCCCGGCCAGGGUGUUGCCACAUCAGCACACAUCUGCAGCCCACUUACGUAAUGGAGGCUCUGCGCCCCUGCCGCCCGCCCGCCCCUUCCUCCCUCGGGGCUGGCUGAUCUCCAUUCCCACGGAGGGGAGCAGGCCCCAGGCCGCAGCUGUUCCCAACAGCAGGGGGCACUUUGGCUCUUCUGUUGAACCCUCCUGCUCUGCUCACAGGCCCCAUCAGCAUGCCUACGGGAGCCAGGGUGGUGAUGAGCAGAGUCCAGCCAGAGUCAGCCUGGAGGAGUUGCAUCUGAGCCCCAGCUCAGAGCUCCAGGACGGGCCAGGAACAGAGGAGACAGAGCCCAAGAGCCCAGAGGGGACCGUCCAGGGCAGCCUGGGGCCGGCAGAAGCCCAAGAGUCAGACGAGCAGCACCAGAAACGCCAGCAGCCCAGGACGCCCAGCCCCCUGGUCUUGGAGGGUGCUACCGAACAGGGCUCACCUCCCCUGAGCCCCAGCACCAAACUCAUCGACAGAACCGAGUCCCUGAACCGCUCCAUCAGGAAGAGUAACAGUGUGAAGAAGUCCCAACCACCCUUGCCCAUCUCCAAGAUUGAUGAGCGACUGGAGCAGUACACACAGGCCAUUGAGACUGCUGGCCGGACCCCCAAGCUAACCCGCCAGCCCUCCAUUGAGCUGCCCAGCAUGGCCGUGGCGAGCACCAAGAGCCGGUGGGAGACAGGAGAAGUGCAGGCUCAGUCCACUGCCAAGACCCCCUCUUGCAAGGACAUCGUAGCUGGAGACAUGAGCAAGAAAAGCCUCUGGGAGCAAAAAGGAGGCUCCAAGACGUCAUCGACAAUUAAGCAGAGCACUCCGUCUGGAAAGAGGUACAAGUUUGUGGCCACCGGACAUGGGAAGUAUGAGAAGGUGCUUGUGGACGAGGGCUCGGUGCCCUAGGCUGCCCUUCUUGCUUUCCUGAGACUGCAGACGGCUCGGGCAGCACCCUCUGCCCUCGCAGGGGCGAGUCCAGCCAGACGCCCACCCCGGCCCUGCCAUGGGAGCCGCUGCCGUUGCCUGCCUGGCCUGCCCGCGCCCGGCCAACACCCACCACCAUCGCCGUCUCUCUACUCCUCGACCCCCCGACCGCUCUCCCCUCCCGCUCUCUGACCCCCACUCUACCUCUCACAGCAGGGGCAGGAAAGGGACUCUCACUGGUGAUUGACCAAAGGGGCCACCCCCGCAUAGACCAAGAGUCCCCGAGGAAGGCCCAGCCUGGGCAGAGAGAGGACACGUGCUGGGGGACCUCCAGGUCGAGAGACACCAGCGCCUGCACUACAUUCUCAGGCCCUGCCCCCUCCCUGCUCCCGGCUUGCAGCCUUGUCCUCCGUGUGCAAUAAAGCUCCUUGUGUGUUCCAA
Prionailurus viverrinus (fishing cat) is the source of this 1909-nucleotide messenger RNA. It is a transcript of the gene LSP1, whose product is annotated as lymphocyte specific protein 1. Gene Ontology annotation, molecular function: actin binding. Gene Ontology annotation, biological process: signal transduction. The record is from RefSeq and is a predicted model, not a curated record. The transcript is spliced from 13 exons. Bases 359 to 1450 code for a protein of 363 amino acids. NCBI's taxonomy places the organism in Eukaryota, Metazoa, Chordata, Mammalia, Carnivora, Felidae.